Messenger RNA from Penicillium concentricum, 852 nucleotides. RefSeq lists its product as uncharacterized. The annotation marks the transcript as partial. NCBI's taxonomy places the organism in Eukaryota, Fungi, Ascomycota, Eurotiomycetes, Eurotiales, Aspergillaceae. The record is from RefSeq and is a predicted model, not a curated record. The transcript is spliced from 4 exons. Gene Ontology annotation, cellular component: endoplasmic reticulum membrane. Gene Ontology annotation, biological process: cellular response to oxidative stress; protein N-linked glycosylation.
UACCUCAGUACUUCCCCCGAACUACUACAAAGCCAGUUGGCUAAAGAGGUGGCUUCUCCAUCUGCUUCGACUGUCCCGCCCUCCCCGACUUCCUCCACGUCCCAUACCCCACUCAGCAGCGAUGGCCCUCCGUCAGCACUGCAUCCCCGGGUUGCUGUCAUCCUCGGAGUAGACCGCAGGUGGUAUAUUCCCCUGCUGGUAUGUCGGGCUCUGAGCACACUUCCUGCUGGUUGGUGGGGUUUGCGAUGCGCCUUUACCUUCCUCGCCGAGUUGCUGCAUAUAAGGCCGGGCAUGGGACGAGAGGGGUGGGCGGCGGCGAUUGUUGGUAGUGUUGGACAGGAAUGGGAUGUCGAGAGGAGGUUCCGGGUGACGGAGGUGGCAUUAGCUAUUAUGUGGUGCUGUGCAUCCGCGUAUCUUUCUUAUUUCUUUGCUGAUUGCAUGAUGUCUCGAUGGCUUCUAAACUAUACUCCACCAGCUGUUGUGAUCCGUCUGCUAACAACUAACGGCCUGAUUGCAUAUAUCACUUCUUGGGUCCUUUAUCUAUCUGGUGCAUCCUCUGACCCGCGACUCCUGUUGCCAGCCUGGAUCUCCAUAACAACCUCUUUAACCUUUGUCUAUCAUGCAACACAAAACCAUGCAACCAUCAAACGAGAAACAGCAGCAUCGCUACUAGUCGUUUCCGUCGCAAGCUUCCUAAGCAUGUCUUCACUCCUCAUGCAGCUGCAUCUGACCCGUGAAAACGAACCAGAAGUACCUGUCUUCGUCAUCACCCGCAAACUUUGGGACUGGGCUGUGGCCAUCUUCCUGCGCAUGCGAGUUGCGGAUGAUCGUAUUGCUGUCGGAGAGCUGUAG